AUGAAUGAUGGAGGGUGGAAGCCGGUUCUUAAAAAACGGAGGAUGGGUCUGCAAACUGGUCGAUCAAGGAUGAAUGAUUUGGUCUCUCUUUUCGUGGAUGAAGUACCAGAGGCUAUGACCCCUUCAGAUCUAUUUAAUCUGUUCAGCAAGUUUGGAGUUGUGAAGGAUGUCUUCAUACCAUUGAAAAUAAGGAAAACGACAAGAUCAAGAUUUGGAUUUGUUAGGUACGAUUGCAAGGUGGCCGCAGAGGUGGUAGUGAGAAAAACUGAUGGCUUAUGGUGUCAUAACAGGGCCUUGAGAGUAAAGAUGGCUGAGCACAGCAAGUGCAAUCAAAGUAGACAGAUGCUAACAAAUGCUAAGCAGGGAGGUAUGGUGUAG
This is a messenger RNA of Camellia sinensis, 378 nucleotides long. Lineage: Eukaryota; Viridiplantae; Streptophyta; Magnoliopsida; Ericales; Theaceae. The record is from RefSeq and is a predicted model, not a curated record.